CUUCCCUAACGUUUCGAAAUAAAUAUUGUGCCCAGUGUCACGGAUAUGCUGACUUUCAAACAUGGACUGUUGAUAUAUCCUGUACGGAUUUACCAGAAGAGAUAAACGAUGUUUCCGACCCGGGAGUUAUCUUUGCGAGGCUACAGAAUUCACUCAUGUGCAUGGUUGGUCAAAACAAACCCAGGAAUAUUUCUACUCGGCCAUGCACAGUGCUGGAUUUGAUAUCGGAAUGCAAUGUCACAGGAAUCUGGCAAGAAUAUAAUUCAGACAUUGAAGCUGCUUGUCAUGCUUACACACAUGUCUUCAGGGAUUAUUACAGGAAUGUAUUCUGCUACAUUUGUAACGAGAACGAAAUACAGCUCGAGUCCAUUCCUAUGGGAGGUAAUCGCGGCGGUCCUAUUGGAGGUUAUGUCGACGCUCCAUUCGUUUCAUUUGCUGCAAUACUUCAGUUUGAGGAAGAAAGUGAUGUGGAGUCAUCGUCCGGGGAAGAAUGUUCCAAAGGAGAAUAUGAUGACAUAUUCACCAACCAAUGUCUCGCGAUUCUGUGUCCGUCGUUUUACCAGCUGUAUCAGAAAGAAUGCACAUUACCAACGGGCCUGUUCGACCGUAAUAUGUCUCUGUACUAUGUGGUAGAGUUGCACCUACUUCCUACGUACAUCGACCAUCUACACCUGAGAAAGGGCAGCUUGGACCUGUUGUCUGGAGUGCUUCGGGAUUCUUACAAACAACAAGGAACGCUAAACAGCUGGCACCUUGAGAAGCUGAUUGUCAGUAUGUACAGGGAGAACUCAUCUCUCGCCAAUGAAAUAAUGAACGAAGAACACACUCAUGUCCGACAUGAGGAAAAUGAUGCAGUUGCCAGUGAAGACGGUCGUCAUGAAAACAUAUCACAGUCACCAGAUCAGUACGUCAUCUCCAGGAUAGACAUUGAGCUAUACGCAUCUUAUUCAAGUGGAGAUUCUGCUGAUUUCUUUGAAAGCUUAUCAAAUCUGCUUUUUAAAGAAUUUUCUGUUUCUGUUGAGGGUCUGGAAGAUCUCGGGAGCAGAUACGAAGAACUAAUGGAGGAAAAGCUAUCGAGUAUUGAGCAAGGGUAUGACGUUCUAACCAUUCUAACAGCUGUCUGCUUGGUGUUUAGCAUGUUCUUCUUGCUCCUAUCGUUUUCUGUUUACGCUUUGAUACCAGAGUUACGAACAUUGCCAGGUUGCAACUUGAUGUUUUUGAUUAGUUCCCUUUUCCUCGCGCAGGGACUUUUUCUUUUCGGCGCAGGCGCAGUUAGCAAUCGCGUGAUAUGCAAAAUACUCGGCGUAGUGAUACACUAUUUUUGGAUGGUCACCUUUGCGUGGAUGAAUGUCUGCACAUUUCACGUUUUUCGUGUGUUUCGAAACAUUUUGUCAUCCGUUAAACUAUCAAAUGACAAAAGAAUAAUCUUACUGAAAUAUGGAACAUUUUCGUACGUGAUGCCAGCUGGUAUUGUUGCCGUAACCAUUUUAGCGAACUAUUUCUUGUCUGGUAUUUCCACCAUUGGGUACAGUGACAGCCGAGCAACCUGUUUCCUCAACCCUGGCGUUAUCACUCUUGUAGCGUUCGGUGUUCCCGCAGUCGUCACGGUCGUAUGUACGGGGGCCUUCUUCGUAUGCACGGUCGUAGCUCUUAGACGGGCUUCAGCUGAACGUGCCAGUGUGGGGAAGAAAGAAACAAAAGUAAUCCUUAAUUUGGUAAAGCUAUCGUCUGUCACGGGUCUCUCGUGGGUGUUUGGUCUUCUGGGGUCAUUAUUCUCAAUUGAAGCAUUCAAGUACGUAUUUGUGGUCCUCGCAGCUGGGCAAGGCGUGCUCAUCUUCCUGAGCUUUGUGUUAAACAAGCGUGUCUUUAAACUGCUUCUUGGUCGUUGUUGUCCAAACCAGCGAGAGAAACGAGACAGGUCAACUUCGUAUACUACAUGCGGGACUUCGAACAUCUCAUCCGAUUGA
Messenger RNA from Haliotis rubra (blacklip abalone), 1967 nucleotides. RefSeq lists its product as uncharacterized. Bases 156 to 1967 code for a protein of 603 amino acids. NCBI's taxonomy places the organism in Eukaryota, Metazoa, Mollusca, Gastropoda, Lepetellida, Haliotidae. Gene Ontology annotation, cellular component: membrane. Gene Ontology annotation, molecular function: G protein-coupled receptor activity. Gene Ontology annotation, biological process: cell surface receptor signaling pathway; G protein-coupled receptor signaling pathway. The record is from RefSeq and is a predicted model, not a curated record. The transcript has 3 exons.